AUGUCGUUCGUCAUCCGCCGAAGCGUGUCAACGCUUGUUCCUCCCAAGGUGACCUCAAUUCUUCACGGUUGCAAUGAAUAUGAGCUAACAGACAUUGUACAGGUCGCAAACCCUUCGGGAUUGGGAGCUGCCAAAAAUGCCCAACGUAUGGCGAAAAUAGCGAAAUUCUACGAACAAUUACCUAAAGGACCUGCCCCCAACCGAGCGCCUGGUGGACCAUUGGGCUGGUAUCAAGCCAAAUAUUUCGGAAAGAACCCAUCCGCUGCACCUAUCUGGCACGUCAUUUUCGGCAUUAUGGCAUUGGGAUACAGCAUGGAGUACUACUUCCACCUAAGGCACCACAAGAACAAUGCUCACUGA
Exophiala viscosa is the source of this 360-nucleotide messenger RNA. Its product is annotated as F-type H+-transporting ATPase subunit F. Lineage: Eukaryota; Fungi; Ascomycota; Eurotiomycetes; Chaetothyriales; Herpotrichiellaceae. Bases 1 to 360 code for a protein of 119 amino acids. Gene Ontology annotation, biological process: proton motive force-driven ATP synthesis. The transcript is spliced from 4 exons. Gene Ontology annotation, molecular function: proton-transporting ATP synthase activity, rotational mechanism. The record is from RefSeq and is a predicted model, not a curated record.